Molecule: messenger RNA, 2194 nt
Organism: Fragaria vesca subsp. vesca
Lineage: Eukaryota; Viridiplantae; Streptophyta; Magnoliopsida; Rosales; Rosaceae
Product: WRKY transcription factor 6-like
Exons: 6
Coding region: 1-1749 (582 amino acids)
Biological process (GO): regulation of DNA-templated transcription
Molecular function (GO): sequence-specific DNA binding; DNA-binding transcription factor activity
Source: RefSeq, a predicted model, not a curated record
AUGGCCAAAGGAGGUGGACUCUCCAUUGAUUCAGAUCCAAUUGCCUACUUGUCUCUCCACAAACCCAUAGUCCUCAACUCCUUCCAAGAUCACUACCCUCCUCCUCCUCCUCCGCCGCCGCCCCAGACUCUGCAACUCUCAGUCAACCUCAACUGCACCGACGACCGCGAAAACGACACCCUCCUCAGCUCGCCGCCGCAGUCGGACGACAACCAGCGCAAGGUCGUAGACGAGCGGGACUUCUUCGCCGAUAACAACAACAAGGCUGCCGCCGAGGAAGCUUCCGCUGACAAAAUGGACUUCGACGACGGCCCUUCCGGCAUGGAUUUCAACCUUAACACUGGGUUGAAUCUUCUUAUAACAAACACCAGCAGUGAUCAGUCGGUUGUGGAUGAUGGCAUUUCGUCGAGCUUGGAGGAUAAAAGAGCUAAAAGUGAGCUGGCGGUUCUUCAAGCUGAGCUGGAGAGGAUGAACAGCGAGAAUCAAAGGUUAAGAGGGAUGCUUAGUCAGGUUACUACCAAUUACAAUGCUCUACAAGUGCAUUUGCUGAGUUUGAUGCAAAACCAGAAGGCUGACAACGGUGCGGAAGUGGAAGAAAAGAAGGUUAAUACUGGCAAUGGAUCGCAGGUAGUGGUUCCGAGGCAGUUUAUGGAUCUUGGUUUGGCUGCAAAUGGGGAUGCCGAAGAGCCGUCACAGUCUUCGUCGGAUGAGAGAAGCCGGGAACGGUCUGGAUCAGGAGACGAUGGGAAGACUGGUGCGGGGCAUGUUGGUGAUGAGGGGCAUGCGUUUGAUCAGGUGAAGAAGGAAUUCGGUAGGGGGAUUAGUGGGAGAGAGGAGAGUCCUGAUCAACAAACGCAGAGUUGGGGACCUAACAAAGUUCCGAGGCUCAAUUCUCCAAAGGAGGUUGAUCAAGCUGAGGCUACAAUGAGGAAGGCUCGGGUUUCUGUAAGAGCUCGAUCAGAGGCGACCAUGAUCACUGAUGGAUGUCAAUGGCGCAAGUAUGGGCAAAAGAUGGCGAAAGGAAACCCAUGUCCUCGAGCUUAUUACAGAUGCACCAUGGCUGCUGGUUGCCCAGUUCGAAAGCAAGUACAAAGAUGUGCGGACGAUAGGACAAUCCUGGUCACAACAUAUGAAGGCAAUCACAACCACCCAUUGCCACCAGCCGCCAUGGCAAUGGCAUCAACCACAUCAUCGGCAGCCCGGAUGUUGCUCUCCGGGUCUAUGCCAAGCGCCGAUGGCCUAAUGGACUCUAGCUUCCUCACAAGGACCAUCCUCCCAUGCUCCUCAAGCAUGGCUACAAUCUCAGCCUCAGCUCCAUUUCCUACUGUCACAUUGGACUUAACACAGUCUCCAAACCCGUUACAGUUCCCAAGGCCACCAGGUCAAUUUAACAUCCCAUUCCCGAACCCGUCUCAGACCAACGGACCUGCCUCGUUGCUGCCCCAAAUCUUCGGUCAGGCGCUCUACAACCAGUCUAAGUUCUCCGGCCUUCAAAUGUCACAGGACAUGGACCGUAAUGCCCAACCCCAGCAAGCUCAGCAAGGACAGCAGCAGAACUCAUUGGCAGAUACUGUCAGUGCGGCCACUGCCGCUAUCGCAGCUGAUCCAACCUUCACUGCAGCUCUAGCAGCCGCCAUCACCUCCAUCCUUGGAAAUGCUCAUCCAAACGACAUUGGUAACAAUUCUACCAACAACAACACAAACAACAACAAUAGCAAUGGAAACAACAGCAGCAAAUUGCAGCAGUAAGAUUAGCAAAUCCAGUUUUCCAAGGAUCUAAAGAAAGCCACUUUUCUUUGUUCCUUUUAGGUUUUUCUUUCUCUUUGUUUUUUGGGGGAGGGGGGAUGAAAAGAAAGUGAGAAAUAUACAUGUUUUUUUUUUUUUUGGGAUUGGAGGGGAUAAAUGUUAAACAUGGGUUUCCAAUCUUUUGUUAUUCUAAUAAUAUGUCCAAAUUAUAUGUCAUUACAAAGUGUUGAGGAAAAAAACAAUGGAAGAGCUAAGAAUGCAAGUUGGUUUUCCAGUUCUUGUUUGUAUGCGGAAAUGGAGGGGUUGGAGUUUUGGCAGCCAUUGUUUAUAUAUGUCAAGGUUCCAUGUUUUCCUAUAAAGAGCAAACAGGAGCCUUUAGAUGGGAAAGAACAAAGGAAAAGAUAAGGGAAAAUAGGGAUUUGGGGAAAAGAACAAAAGGGAAUUAGGG